AUGCGCGACAGCAGCAGCAGAAGCAGCAGCAGCAGCAGCAACAGCAAGUCACCGACUCGCAGGGAAACAAUUCCGCUCAUGGCCGCAGCAGCCCCCAGGGAAACGUCGCGCCGCGACUCGUUGACGGCCCAAGAAGAAGAAACACUCAAGUAUGGCGCCGAGCACGUCAUCAAGCUAUUUGUACCCGUGUCGAUGUGCAUGUUGGUGGUGGUGGCCACGAUCAACUCUGUGUCGUUCUACAAUGUCAAAGACGUUUACCUGGUGUAUACGCCAUUCCACGAAACCAGUCCCGAGCCUUCGACUAAAGUGCUAAACGCUGUGGCCAAUUCGCUGAUACUGAUGUCCGUCGUCAUCGUUAUGACAGUGUUCCUAAUCGCGUUGUAUAAAUAUCGAUGUUAUAAAUUAAUUCACGGGUGGCUCAUCAUGUCGUCGUUGCUUCUCUUGUCCAUGUUUACUUGUCUGUACAUCGAGGAAAUCUUACACACGUAUAACGUUCCUAUGGAUUAUAUAACAUUUUUUAUAAUAAUCUGGAAUAUCGGUAUGCUAGGAAUGGUAUGUAUACACUGGAAAGGCCCACUGCGACUCCAGCAGUCUUAUCUGAUCUUCAUUGCUGCCCUCAUGGCACUCGUGUUUAUCAAGUACAUGCCUGAAUGGACCACUUGGGUUGUGCUGUUUGUUAUAUCUAUUUGGGACUUGAUUGCUGUCCUCACACCACGAGGACCCUUGCGUAUUCUUGUUGAAUUGGCCGAGGAGCGUAAUGAACAAAUAUUUCCUGCACUAAUCUACUCAUCUACAGUUGUAUACUUGAUGAACCGUUCAGAUAGUGUCGAUAGUACCACAGACAGCCAAAACGGAUUUACCAGAACAUGGGUCGAAGAACACCAGCAGCCUCAGACUGAAGAAGUUAGAGUUAGUAGAAGACUGAUGGACGAAGAGGAUAAAGGUGUCAAACUUGGAUUAGGAGAUUUCAUAUUCUACAGCGUUUUAGUGGGCAAAGCGUCGUCUUAUGGAGACUGGAAUACCACAUUAGCAUGCUUUGUGGCUAUACUUAUUGGAUUAUGCUUAACACUAUUAUUAUUGGCUAUAUUUAGACGAGCUCUGCCCGCUUUACCUAUAUCAAUAACUUUUGGACUUGUGUUCUAUUUUGCUACUCGUGGACUAGUAAAACCAUUCGCAGACAUGCUAGCCUCGCAACAAGUUUUCAUAUGA
This is a messenger RNA of Macrosiphum euphorbiae (potato aphid), 1209 nucleotides long. Lineage: Eukaryota; Metazoa; Arthropoda; Insecta; Hemiptera; Aphididae. The record is from the annotation of a GenBank genome assembly.